Colletotrichum spaethianum is the source of this 252-nucleotide messenger RNA. RefSeq lists its product as uncharacterized. NCBI's taxonomy places the organism in Eukaryota, Fungi, Ascomycota, Sordariomycetes, Glomerellales, Glomerellaceae. The transcript has 3 exons. The record is from RefSeq and is a predicted model, not a curated record. Bases 1 to 252 code for a protein of 83 amino acids.
AUGCCUUCGUCCAAGGGAAAGCCUACUGAUCCUGAGCUGAGAGAAGAGAUCAAAGAAGAGAUCAAGCAAGAACCUAACAAGUCCGGCGGCGGAGAGGGACAAUGGGCAGCAUGGAAGGCAUCAAAGCUGGCGAAAGAGUACGAGAAGCAGGGCGGCGGAUAUGAGAACGAACCAGGAUCGAAGAAUGAGCCGAAGCAGGGCGCGCCUCAGAAGAAGAGCGAAAGCAAGAAGAAGGCCGAGACUACAGAAUAG